Molecule: messenger RNA, 1968 nt
Organism: Saccostrea cuccullata (small rock oyster)
Lineage: Eukaryota; Metazoa; Mollusca; Bivalvia; Ostreida; Ostreidae
Product: differentially expressed in FDCP 8 homolog
Exons: 12
Coding region: 93-1814 (573 amino acids)
Source: RefSeq, a predicted model, not a curated record
AAUUAGAAAGCGACUUUCGGACUUGUCAUUUAGGCUGAAUCUAUUAUCAGAUACAAGAAAAACUGUCAAAAUGAACGUUUUUGUGUUAUGCCAUGGAAAAAUCCACUGAAACAUCGACAGUGAGAAGAGCCUCAGAUCUUCCAGUAAGUGCCAAAAGUACAGUGUCAGGUGGCCUUGUGCAUCACAUUGAGUCAAGUACAGCUAUUGUUAAGUUAACAGGGCAUCGUGUCAGGAAGCUCUCCGACACAGAUUCAGAUUUCACUUCAUCAGAGGAGGAAGAGAGAGACUACACAAUUACAGAGAUUGACCUGAAUAAGGAAGUGGGGCCUCCAUCAGGGCUCGAAGACACAGAACCACUCAGCGAUGAAGAUCGGGGGACAGUGACCGUGAAAAGUACAAACAACCUGGAACAGUUAGAUACACUACAGACAUUGGAACCUAAAGUCAAAGUCAUAGUAGAAGAGUCCAAACAAAAGUCAGAGCUGAAGAAGAUAUUUUCUGUGGACAGAUUCAAUCCUUUUGACAGAGAUUUACACAUGGAGGAGGACCAUUAUACAGAGGAAGUCAUACCAACUGUCAGUGAACAGGAUUUCAGAUUCAAGUCCAGUAACGGUUCUAAUGGCAGCUCUUGGACAGACAUUUCUGAUGACAAUCCAGACAUUACGAAUGCUGACCUCGGACUGGCAGAGGAUCACUUCUCUCACCCUGAAGGACAUUUUGGGCUGAGUAGCACAGAGGAGAUGGAGAUGGCUAUAGAGAAUUGUAAAGAUUUGAUUGGUCAAGCCCAGCCUCAUUCUGACCGACACAAAAAUCUUGUCCAGAAACUGGUUCAACUGAGACUGAAGCUCCAGGAGUUAAAGGAUGGCCCAGAACCUGUCCCUUUAGAUGUUAAGCUGGUGGUGGGACACAAAUUCCAGACCCAGGAGAGUCGAAGUACAAAGUACUACUGUGAGAAGUGUAACGCCAUGAUUCUGGGGGUCAUACAGAAAUGGUUCAAGUGUUCAGAAUGUGGAUAUAGCUGUCAUGAAAAAUGUCUUAAUACGAUAACUAGGAUGUGUGCCAGUCAGAAGGUGCUGGAGGUCCCUGAAUUCUGUCUUUCAAUUUGUCCAAACAGAGGUUUAUCUGCCCAGAACUACAGGUGUGCCGAAUGUAGGAAAGCCAUUUCAUUCCAGUCAGGUUUCAGUGAGCCUCGGCUUUGUGAUUACUCAGGAAAUUAUUUUUGUGAACUUUGUCACUGGAACAAUAUCAUGGUCAUUCCUGCCAGAGUUCUACAUAACUGGGACUUUGAACCCAGAAAGGUGAGUCGUGCCUCUAAACAGUUUCUGAAGCUGAUGACCUCUAAAGCCGUGAUGAGAAUCCAGGACGUCAACCCCAUGUUGUUCAACUUCGUAGAGGAACUAAAUGAUGUCAAGAAACUGCGAGAGGAGUUGUUGAUAAUGAAGAAGUACCUGUUGGUGUGCAGUGAGGCAAUGGAGAAGAAGUUCUUGUUGUUACUGAAGGAGCGGCAGCAUUUUGUGGAGACUUCUGAUAAAUACUCCAUGCAGGACCUACUGGACAUAACAUCUGAUACACUCCUCCCAGAACUGGCCAGUAUACAUACAACAUGGGCCCAACAUAUCAAAACAGAUUGUCAGAAGUGUCAGGCCAAGGGCUUUAUCUGUGAACUGUGUGACGACGAUGAGACCCUGUUCCCCUUUGACAGCAUUGCAGUGGUCUGUUCCCAGUGUUCGUAUGUACUACACAGACAUUGCUUUGCCAAGAGAGGAGCCCAGUGCCCCCGAUGUGAAAGAAGGAACAAGAGAAAUGUCAACUGAAAAAGAUAUGAGAAAUGUCAACUGAAGAAGAUUUGAGAAAUGUCAACUGAAGACAUGAGAGAUGUCAACUGAAGAAGAUAUGAGAAAUGUCAACUGAUUAAAGAAGAAACAAGAAAUAUCAAAUGAAGAUUUUAUCCUCAAGUCUGUGCAAUAA